Molecule: messenger RNA, 666 nt
Organism: Strongylus vulgaris
Lineage: Eukaryota; Metazoa; Nematoda; Chromadorea; Rhabditida; Strongylidae
Source: the annotation of a GenBank genome assembly
AUGAAAAUAUUCACUGACCGGUGUGAUGUCGCGUGGUUGCGUUUGAUGGCGGACCCGCAUAUCCGUGGCGACGACCUUGUUGUGAAACACGCCGUCGCUACCCGUAUUUCUGAACAUGUAACGUCAGCUAAUAUUAACGAUUUCAUCGUACGGCAUAAAAUGCUAGAGAUUCACGCGCAAAUAAAGAUGGUGGGAAACGGCAAGAGGCACAAGCUCGAUUCGACGACACCAACGCUCCUCGGGCCGCAAUUUGACUCCUCGUGCAUUGCCCUCGAAAGGAUGAUCGAGGUUGACUGGGUCUACAUUUGGGCUAAACAGGCGCGACCGCUUGAGCGUGAAACACAGCGGGCUGCACGUCGAGCGCAUUCUGAUUGGGAGAGAAAGCAGAAAGCGAAGAAGAAAAUCGAGUCCAAGCACAAUCAGGAGCGAAAGCAAAAUAUUUGCGAAGUAGAAACUGCAUCUGUAUCGGCUGCGCCGUAUGUCGCCCGAUUGGCGGCAGAAGCUGAGCACAACGAUGUGGGAUCUGUGUCAGAUGGUGAAUGUCGACAGGAUUACCGUGUACUAUCUGGACUCUCCCUGAUAGGGCACUACACAGUCGCUAAUUAUCUCCCACUGUGCGAUGCGCGGACCGCAGUCGGUCGGUCGGCGAUCGGCCUUUCUGGUUAG